Molecule: messenger RNA, 417 nt
Organism: Paramecium pentaurelia
Lineage: Eukaryota; Ciliophora; Oligohymenophorea; Peniculida; Parameciidae
Source: the annotation of a GenBank genome assembly
UAUGGGCAAAAAGGAAAAGGGAAAGCAAAAUCCAUUAGGUGAAGUGAGCAGAGAUUAUACUAUUAAUCUUCAUAAAGCUGUUCAUAAAGAAACAUUCAAGAGAAAGGCUCCUCGUGCUGUUAGUCAUAUUAUUAGAUUUGGUAGCUUAGUGAAAAUUAAUAAAAUAGCAUAAAAAAAUAUGUUGACAGAAGAUGUUAGAGUUGAUCCAUAAUUGAAUGAAGCAGUUUGGAAGACAGGUAUCCGCAAUUUGCCAAGAAGAAUUAGAGUCAGGUAUAAACAUUUGAUUUAUCAUAUGCAGACUUUAAAGAAAGAAGAAGGAAGAAGAUGAUGGAAAAGGAAAAUACUAUACUCUUGCAUAGUAUGUUCCAGUUGAUACAUUCGCAAACCUUAAAACAGAAAUCACAAAAGUUUAAUGAU